Messenger RNA from Hansenula anomala, 1167 nucleotides. It is a transcript of the gene SVF1, whose product is annotated as Svf1p. The transcript has a single exon. Bases 1 to 1167 code for a protein of 388 amino acids. Gene Ontology annotation, biological process: response to oxidative stress. The record is from RefSeq and is a predicted model, not a curated record. NCBI's taxonomy places the organism in Eukaryota, Fungi, Ascomycota, Saccharomycetes, Phaffomycetales, Wickerhamomycetaceae. Gene Ontology annotation, cellular component: cytoplasm.
AUGCUAAAGUGGGUUCAAGGAGGUCUUUCUGCCGUCACUGGUAUUGCUGAGCCUGAAUACGGCCCUGAUUAUAUCCAUCCUGUUACUGAUGGUGUCAAGAAUAAGCAACCAUAUCAAAUUGCCACUAAAGAGGAUUUUAAAUGGCAAUCACCUCAACAAACAAAUGUUGAAACUCAAACUUUUUAUUUCACAGAUUUAUCUAAUGGUUUAAUUGGGUUUGCUCAAGUUAUUCAUUCAAAUGUUGUUGGAAUUCAUACUACUGCUCAAUUUACUUUUAAAUUAUAUGAUACAAAUACUGGGAAACAAAUUUGGACUUCAACAAAAUUAGAAGAUUUUAUUAUAAAAGGUGAAAACUUUUAUGCAAAUAACCUACAAAUUGAAUUAGAUGAAGAAAAUAAAACUUAUCAUUUAGUUUCAAAAGUUAAUGAAGAAUCAAUUGUGGAUUUAGUUUUUGAAAAAAUUGUUCCAGCUGUUAAAGUUGGUAAAGAUGGUACAACUAUAUAUGGUGAUGAUGUGGAAAAUCCUUGGGGUACAAUGAGACAUGUUUUUUGGCCAAGAAAUAAAGUUUCUGGUAAAAUUACUUCUAAAAACACUGAAACUGGUGAAACUAAAGCUUUUAAUAUAAAUGGGUUAUCAAUGUUUGUUAUGGCUUUACAAGGUAUGAAACCUCAUCAUGCUGCUGCAACUUGGAAUUUCUUAAAUUUCCACUCAAAAUCCCUAAGUGCAGUGGUUAUGGAAUUUACUACACCAAAAUCUUAUGCUUCUACAAAAGUUUCAAUUGCAAUCGUUUCAAAUGAUCAAGGUAUUGUUACAGUUUCAAUUAAUAAUGAAUCAAUUCAUCAAAAGCAAAAAAUUGAUGAAAUUGGUUGGCCACAACCAAAUGCCAUUGAAUUUAAAUUCCAUGGUGUUGAUUCAAAAGCAACCGAUGAAGAAGUUGCAAAUGGUUCUGCAAAACCUGUUGAAUGUAAAGUUUAUGGUGAUUUAACUUUAGUGGAAAGAGUUGAUGUUAUGAAUGAAAUUCCAACUUUUGUUAAAAAUAUCGUUAGUGGAGUUGCUGGUACUAAACCUUACAUUUAUCAAUUUUGGAAUAAUAUGACUAUUGAAUUGGAUGAUAUUAAAGAAACUUCAAUUGGUUAUGUUGAAACUACAUUCAUUACUGAAUUAUAA